GCAGCUCGCGGGAAAACUUGUCUCCGGGUAAAAGAAGCGCGCGCGGGACUUUCAAGCUUCGGCCCCGGGAGGUUGCCCUGCCAUGAGCCUCUGGGUGGACAAAUACCGGCCCAGCUCCUUGGGACGGCUGGACUAUCACAAGGAGCAGGCGGCGCAGCUACGCAACCUGGUGCAAUGUGGUGACUUUCCUCAUUUGCUAGUGUAUGGACCUUCAGGUGCUGGGAAAAAGACAAGAAUUAUGUGUAUUCUACGUGAACUGUAUGGGGUUGGAGUGGAAAAAUUAAGAAUUGAACAUCAAUCCAUCACAACUCCAUCUAAAAAAAAAAUUGAAAUCAGCACUAUUGCAAGUAAUUACCACCUUGAAGUUAAUCCCAGUGAUGCUGGAAAUAGUGACCGAGUGGUAAUUCAGGAGAUGUUGAAAACAGUAGCACAAUCACAGCAACUUGAAACAAAUUCUCAAAGAGAUUUUAAAGUGGUAUUAUUGACCGAAGUUGACAAACUCACCAAAGAUGCUCAACAUGCCUUGCGUAGAACCAUGGAAAAGUACAUGUCUACCUGCAGGUUGAUCUUGUGCUGCAAUUCUACAUCUAAAGUGAUACCACCUAUUCGUAGUAGGUGUCUAGCAGUUCGUGUGCCUGCUCCCAGUAUCGAAGAUAUUUGCCAUGUGUUAUCUACUGUGUGCAAGAAAGAAGGUCUGAAUCUUCCCUCACAGUUGGCUCAUAGGCUUGCAGAGAAGUCCUGCAGAAAUCUUAGAAAAGCCCUACUUAUGUGUGAAGCCUGCAGAGUGCAACAGUAUCCUUUUACCAUAGAUCAAGAAAUUCCUGAGACAGAUUGGGAGGUUUAUCUGAGGGAGACUGCGAACGCCAUUGUCAGUCAGCAAACUCCGCAAAGGCUCCUUGAAGUUCGUGGAAGACUCUAUGAGCUUCUCACUCAUUGUAUUCCUCCAGAGAUAAUAAUGAAGGGCCUUCUCUCAGAACUAUUACAUAACUGUGAUGGACAACUGAAAGGGGAAGUGGCCCAGAUGGCAGCUUAUUAUGAACAUCGUCUACAGCUGGGUAGCAAAGCCAUCUAUCACUUGGAAGCAUUUGUGGCCAAAUUUAUGGCACUUUAUAAGAAGUUCAUGGAGGAUGGAUUGGAAGGCAUGAUGUUUUGAUUUCUAUCGGUAAUUCUUCCAAGGAUUUAUCAGUAUCGGCAUUUAUAUACAGUUUAUAUUGGAAGCAGUGUGAGCAAAAUAAACUUAAUUUUACCAUGUCUUA
Messenger RNA from Tupaia belangeri chinensis (Chinese tree shrew), 1256 nucleotides. It is a transcript of the gene RFC3, whose product is annotated as replication factor C subunit 3. Gene Ontology annotation, biological process: DNA repair; DNA-templated DNA replication. Gene Ontology annotation, molecular function: ATP hydrolysis activity; DNA clamp loader activity; DNA binding. The coding region runs from base 83 to 1153 and encodes 356 amino acids. The record is from RefSeq and is a predicted model, not a curated record. Lineage: Eukaryota; Metazoa; Chordata; Mammalia; Scandentia; Tupaiidae. Gene Ontology annotation, cellular component: DNA replication factor C complex; nucleus. The transcript has 9 exons.